Lactuca virosa is the source of this 2163-nucleotide messenger RNA. Lineage: Eukaryota; Viridiplantae; Streptophyta; Magnoliopsida; Asterales; Asteraceae. The record is from the annotation of a GenBank genome assembly.
GCUAUUCCAUCUCUUACCUCUUUCUCUCUCUUUUCCAUUGUUGGUGGUCAAUUACUGUUCCUGCUUCUGUUUUCUUCUGAUUACAGAAGCAGACAUCUUUCCAUAUUUUCUUUGUUUACUAAAUCUUUAUAAAAAUCUAUUCAGUAAAACUGUCAAUUCCGAUCCAAAAUCAAAUGGGUUUGCUUUGAAUUCGACAGUUUUACUGUAUUUACGAUCAAAAUCCAACCUAAAACAGCAAAAAAAGGAAAACAGAGCAUCCUCUGUUUUCUGUGCUUUCAGUUUCUUGUGUAUCUUGCUCUGUAAACAAGAAAAUGGGGACGAUUCCAACGAUUAAAAUUCCAGUAGAAUCGUUUACAAAUGGUGGAGACGACAUCACAGGGAGAAUCAUGGUGAUUGGGGGCCAAAUCAAGGCGCCAUUAGUGGUGCCAUUGUUGAGAAUGUUGAUGUAUGUUUCUCUUGCGAUGUCUGUAAUGUUGUUCAUAGAGAAGGUUUAUAUGUCUUUGGUGGUUGCAUUCAAGAAAUUGUUUGGGAAAAAAGCAGAAAAACGUUAUAAAUGGGAAUCAUUCAAAGAUGAUAUUGAAUUGGGUAACUCUGUUUACCCUUUGGUUCUUGUUCAACUUCCGAUGUUUAAUGAAAGAGAGGUUUAUCAGCUGUCGAUUGGAGCUGCAUGUGGGCUUUCAUGGCCUUCUGAUCGUAUUGUAAUUCAAGUUCUUGAUGAUUCAACAGAUCCAGUGAUCAAGGGUUUGGUGGAAAUGGAAUGUGAAAGAUGGGCAAAUAAAGAUUUUCAACCAGAAUCUGAUUUUCUUUGGAAAACAAUCCCGUUUCUUCAUCAUAAUUCUGAACUAGGUCUUGUUCAAGCUCGUUGGAAAUUUGUGAACUCAAAUGAAUGCUUGAUGACAAGAAUGCAGGAGAUGUCACUUGACUACCAUUUCAAAGUCGAACAGGAAUCUGGUUCUUCUACUCAUGCAUUCUUUGGCUUCAAUGGGACUGCUGGAGUUUGGCGAAUGGCUGCACUUAAUGAGGCUGGAGGAUGGAAGGAUCGUACCACAGUUGAAGAUAUGGAUCUAGCAGUUAGAGCUAGUCUUAAAGGCUGGAAAUUCUUGUACAUUGGUUCCGUGAAGGUUAAGAACGAAUUGCCAAGUUCAUUUAAAGCUUAUCGUUACCAACAACAUCGUUGGUCAUGUGGUCCAGCAAACCUUUUCAGGAAAAUGAUUUUUGAGAUCAUGAUAAAUAAGAGAGUUACAUUGUGGAAAAAGAUACAUGUGAUAUACAGUUUCUUUUUUGUAAGAAAAAUCGUAGCUCAUAUUGUUACGUUUGUAUUGUAUUGCGUUGUGAUUCCGGCAACUGUGAUGGUACCUGAAGUUAUGGUUCCGAAGUGGGGUACAGUUUAUAUUCCAGCCAUCAUCACCCUUCUAAACGCAGUUGGAACUCCAAGGUCCAUACAUUUGGUGGCAUUUUGGAUUCUUUUUGAGAAUGUCAUGUCCCUCCAUCGAACUAAGGCUACGCUCAUCGGACUUUUUGAGGCUCAAAGAGUGAAUGAAUGGGUUGUUACCGAAAAGCACGGGGAUCCUUCCAAGGCUAAAAUAACAACAAAACAACAUAAAAAGCUUGGCUUCAAACUAAGUGAACGGCUUCUUACGCUAGAGAUUUGUGUGGGUCUCAUCCUCUUCAUAUGUGCUUGCCAUGAUCUUGUAUUUGGGAAGUACCACUACUACAUAUACCUAUAUAUGCAAGCUAUAGCUUUUAUCAUAAUUGGAUUGGGAUAUGUUGGCACCGAUGUUCCCAACUCAUAGAUGAUGUUAUUUACUCAUCUUCAUUCGAUCGACAAACACGGUAUACUUGUACCUUGACCUUUCGGUCAUUAGCUACAACGUAUAAUUGUUGUUUUUGAUAUGCAACUUUAUUGCACUUCAUUUGAUUGUUACCUUUGUUUGUAUAUCGAAAAAUUUGAUAAUUUUAUACAAAGAAGAAAAAAAACACAAAGACAAAUAGAUAAGCAAAAGUUGGGUGUGGCUUUACGAAAAGUUAUUAAGUAGAAGGGCUUAUUUGUAAUUACUGAGUUUUAUAGGUUUAGUUUUGCAAUUUUGAUUAUGUUUUUUGUAUAUGUAACUUUUUAUUUAUUUAAAAUAAUAGGUGGGAUAAUGACAGUGAACGAAUAAAUGU